GGUCACAGGAGCGCGCGGGUGUUUUGAAGUAAGUGACAGCGUGAGGUGGCGUGAAACUAGAGAAUUAUCUGUUUGCUAAAAUGCAGAGAACCAUGAAAGAAACAUAUGAGGAUGAGAUACAAUCCUUGCAAGAAGAGAUCCAGAAUUUGAAUCAACAAUUUAAAGAAAAUCAAGAGGAAGCUGCCUUCUUGUCUCAUGACAUUGCAAAGACCCUCGAGUCGUAUCGUAGAAGAGCUAUCUUUCAUGUUGGGAGUACUGAAGCGAAUGUAAAAGACUUGCAGCUGAUUGGGCCAUUUGAAAAAGAUCUUCAGUUUCUUACUGCUAUCUCUGGGAUAGAGUUUACCAAAUACUUAAAAAAAACAGAAUGCCGGAAAUACAAAACAUUACAAUCCUCUAUGCAGAGAACCAAAACGCUAUUUAAGCACAGGUUGAUGGGUCAGUGCCAGUCACUCGCAUUUCAGCUGGAAUUUCAAACAAUGGAAUCACAGGGUAAAUGCAGUGCCGGUUAUGAUGUUACUGACUUAAACAUUAUUAUGGAAUAUGGAGAAUAUGCUGAUCUAAGCAAAUUUGUAUGCAGGACUGAGGAGAGAAAGAAUCUAUUGCUCUUUUUUCGUACCCUUUCCAAGUUUGCAGAGUGGUGUGAAUAUCGCAAGUUUAUCUUUGCACAGUUCAAGGUAAGACUGCCUUUUUUGUCCACAUCGUUUAAUGUUUUUAGUUCAUCAACAUGAUUUAUGCACACAAUGUGAACUUGUCACAGAGUUUUCUGUUAUUUGGUCUUAUUU
Bombina bombina (fire-bellied toad) is the source of this 782-nucleotide messenger RNA. RefSeq names its product centromere protein P-like. Bases 81 to 728 code for a protein of 215 amino acids. Gene Ontology annotation, biological process: CENP-A containing chromatin assembly. The transcript has 7 exons. The record is from RefSeq and is a predicted model, not a curated record. NCBI's taxonomy places the organism in Eukaryota, Metazoa, Chordata, Amphibia, Anura, Bombinatoridae. Gene Ontology annotation, cellular component: nucleus; chromosome, centromeric region.